AUGCCUCCAGAUAUGAAUUGGGUGUGGUGGGUUGCCCCACAAGCCCAAACAGCGCAUCUCUACGAGGACAGCCGCGCAAAGCGUCCGCAAACUUCAACUCCAACGCCACAGUGGCAGACAACAACCUACUACAAUACGGACCUACGCCCCCCGCCUCCGCCAACGCGCCUGCCCUCCGUACACCCUCAGGAAGACGGCCGCGCCAUAAGCCCACCCCAAAAUUUCCAGACACCGAGCCGCCAGAACGAGACGAGAUACCACACCCUAGACGCUUCCCAUGCCUCCCCAUCACCGGCGCCAGAGGCGAAGCCUUAUUUGAAGGAUAUACCAUCUAAGCUCCUCGGCCCCAAUAUGUAUCCCAGCUUUCAACUGUAUCUACCUCGGCUUGAGCAUGGUAUGGCCAAGUUGCAGAACAUAGUUGGUCUGCGGCGUGCAUCGGAGUUGGACCCAGGAUAUCCCGUUGUCCGGCCGAGCAGGUGUGUGAAAGACGGUGCUAUUAAUGGCAUGCUUGAGCAGCUCCUGCACAAGCCGAGUGGCCAACGCGCCGGCGCGCGAUACGAGCAGCGAGACGGUAUCCACAACCUUGAAAUCGAAUUCGACAAGACGAAUGUGCAGGCAGUCAACCAACGCUGUGUGGAUACUUUCAAGAACCCUCAGCCGGGAAAACCGGGAGUCCUUGCUCUACGUGUAAUACUCGAUCGCAUCGGAGACAUUGGCUUUAGGGUACCGGAUGAGGUGCGACGAUGGAGGCCACAAAAAUGGGCUGCCCCUCAGCCCCUAGAUGCCAAUUUUUCCUUCGAAGGCACCGGCGUCGAUAUACAUGUUAAUAGCGCGCAGAUCGUGCAGGCUGCAAACUUCGGGCUUAAACUUCGGCUUUUCUGGCCACCAACUCCAGCUAAUACCACUGCGUUCCUCAAAUGCUCCACACCUCUGAAUGCCGUCACGGACCUUCUUGGGAAGCUCGAUGAAGGAUAUUACUUUGCUACUCGCACGGGAAACGCUAUAUAUAUCUCGGAAGGCUGGCUUCAUGCCACGUAUGCACUGGAAAGCAGCAUCGUGGUGGGUAGUACUUGGAGUACUACUGAAGGGCUGGAGCUUGCCGCUCGAUUUACAGCCUGUAAGGUCGGCCAAACCCAGGCAUAUAUCCAAGAGGUAGUGGUACUGGCGCAAUGCCUUCUGAUGGCGCUAGGGAUCUGGGACGGGAAGGGCGCAAUGCCGGAACCCGCCACUACAAAAAACACCAAACGUACUUCGAGCCGCAGUGCAGCAUCCAAGGCCAAGCGAAGGAAAACCAACAGAGCAGCCAACACCCAACAGGAGAAGCUGGAGGGGGAGGGACCGCCACAGCGAAAAGAGGAGGUUAGGCAGGCUCUGCAACUGAUAUGUCCCAGGGUCAUCAGCUCACAACAGGGCAUAUCCAAAUUAGGCCAGCUGAAUCGGCUUACCGGAGACCCGACCACCCUGAAGACGGUGGAGAGCCUCUUCCAGCUGAUCAGGGAGCGACUGGAGGGGGAUAGAUACCACGAGAACUGCAAGCACCGCGGCAAGGACUUGCUCACGCAUGUUCCCUAG
This is a messenger RNA of Trematosphaeria pertusa, 1572 nucleotides long. RefSeq lists its product as uncharacterized. The coding region runs from base 1 to 1572 and encodes 523 amino acids. NCBI's taxonomy places the organism in Eukaryota, Fungi, Ascomycota, Dothideomycetes, Pleosporales, Trematosphaeriaceae. The record is from RefSeq and is a predicted model, not a curated record. The transcript is spliced from 2 exons.